AUGAAUGAUGAAGAUAUUCGUGACAGAUUUAUGAAGUUACGGAGUGAGGAAAAUAAAAUUUGCUAUUUGCAGAGGUUAGCAGGUGUGGACAGACUUGGAAAAUCUUGUGAUCUUAUCAACCUACGAGUCAUGAGCAGCACUAGUGGUGGAGGAUCUAUUGGUGGUGGGUCGACCGAUGGAGAGUCUGUUGGUGGAAGAUCUGUUGGUGGAGGGUCUGUUGGUGGAUGGUUAGUUGGUAGAGGAUCGGUUGGUAGAGGGACUGUUGGUGGAGGGUCUCCUGAUAAUCAGAGUUUUGGAUUAGGCACAUGA
Messenger RNA from Arabis nemorensis, 309 nucleotides. The record is from the annotation of a GenBank genome assembly. Lineage: Eukaryota; Viridiplantae; Streptophyta; Magnoliopsida; Brassicales; Brassicaceae.